Messenger RNA from Xenopus tropicalis (tropical clawed frog), 921 nucleotides. RefSeq names its product cystatin-like. Gene Ontology annotation, molecular function: cysteine-type endopeptidase inhibitor activity. The record is from RefSeq and is a predicted model, not a curated record. NCBI's taxonomy places the organism in Eukaryota, Metazoa, Chordata, Amphibia, Anura, Pipidae. The coding region runs from base 178 to 591 and encodes 137 amino acids. The transcript has 3 exons.
CCUUUUUUUUUCUAUUGGCCGAUUUCCUAACAAGUCAUUUAGCAGAAGAGCUUGGCAAGCCCCUUAACUUCCACUAUUUAUAUUCUCCAGUCUCUGGCUCAGUUUUGCAUUGCGAGAGAGGAGAGACACCCAGCACUGCACAAUUCUGCUAAAGAAAGCAAGGGAAAAGCAAUAGGAAUGUCUGACCACAGGAAAGUGGUGGCUGCAGUUAUUUUAACUUUCUUUGCAGUGGGGUUUGUUUCAGGACAAAAUAAAUACAACUCAAACAAAAAUCAGCUCUUGGGAGGCUGGAGGGAUGCAAAGGAGGAUGAUAAGUCCGUGCUGGAGGCUUUGCAGUUUGCGACUGAAGAGUACAACAAAGGGAAUAACGGUGAAUACAUAGCCAAGGUCCACAGGAUUAUCAGAUUCAGAAAGCAGGUGGUGGCUGGAAUGAUAUAUGCAAUGGAUGUAGAAGUCAUUACAACACCAUGCAGUGAUUUUGAAUCAACAUCAGAAAAUUGCCCAACUGAGAAAAAGAAAUGCAACUUCAUAGUUGUGAGUGUUCCCUGGAUGUACCAAACAGAGUUGAGGAAGAAAAGCUGUCGGCCCUAAACCCACCUCCCCCUUCUCCAUCUGGGAUGGUUUCUUCUCCUAUCAGGCUGUUUUAAUAAAUGUUUAAUGCAUCAGUUUUUCUUAUUUUAUAACAGUUGCUUUCAUUUUGAAAAAUAGAGCAUUUAUGAGUAGAGUAAAUGUAUUAAUGAUUUAUUUGAUUGUAGUUUUUCUUCGGUUAUGUUGGGCGUGGACCAAUUAUAGGCAUUUAGUAGCUUACAUAUUAAUGACACGAAUAAAAACUAAUAUAUCACUAGUGCAAAAUUAUAUAUGGUAUGAAAAUGCAGUAACAUACUGUAUGUAGCUAAUAAAGUGUCUUUCUGAACAACUUUA